GCCUGAAAUAAAACUGUUUUUUCUUUGGUUUCGUUGGUCUUGUUCUAUAGAAAGACAGCUCAUUCUAGUCCUAGAUAAGCGUACUAAUGUACUUAAAUUUUUUGAGAAGUUUGAUUAUUCGAUGCAUUAAAACUUGUCAGAUAUGCAUAGACUUAAUUUCAGACAAUAACGUUUCGUACAUCGCUCAUAUAGUUAGAAAAUUAGUUAGCACUUGGUAAUUUAGCAUAAAAUUACUUAUUGCAUAUGUGAUUGUUUCAUCUUGGCUUUCAAAUAAGGCAUUAAAUGUUACUGAUUGCCCUAGAAAAUCAACAAAUUAUUACUCACACAUUAGUUUGAGCUUGUAUAUGAGCGGCCCAACGUCAAUUUAUUAGUAACAAUAUGUUUUCUUUAAAGAAUGUGUGGUAUCAUCAUGGAUAUGAGCAAUAUUUUUUAUAGUAAUAUAUUUGUAUUUCACGCAUCAUGUUAAUGGAUGACAAAAUGUCAAACUUAAGGUUUUCAAAUUAAAUUUUGGCUAACAUUUCCAAAUACCUUGAUAAACUUAGCUCUCGUUUGUCAUAAAAUUCAUCUAACUUAACUAAUAAUUUGGCCUUUUACUCAGUAGCCCACAUUCUAGGACAAUAAAAUCUCAAUAUUCCACGCACACUUAGGGCUCAAAACAGAUACGGACGUACGACGUAUGUGUGAAAAUGUACAAACUUCAUACGUUUCUUUUAAUGCAAUUUUCUUUUAAAAAGGUAGUCUCAGCUAUUAAUAUUAUAAUAUUGCUUGAAAUUUUUAAGGCUCAAUAGUCAGUAAUUGGCGAUAAUAUUAUGCUAAGUGUGACUUCUGGAUCAUUCUACUAUUUUACAUUAUUGGCUCUUUUUCUAUCAAGUUUUGAGCUUACUUAUUACGUCAUGCUUCUAAUUGUCCUGUGGGCCGUUUUCCGUUUUAUUUAUUUGCUUUCGAACUGCACUUGCUGUUUUACCUUAAUUUUUAGUCUUUCAGGGAUCUUAUCUCAUCUUUCCUCACAUUUUUAUUUUAAAAUUACCUGUUUUUAUCGAGUACAGAAUAGGAUUUUACCAAUUUUUAUCAACUUUUUCGGACAAACGGAUCGUUUUGGGUUUACAAAAUGGAUUUAAAUGCAUACAAAGGAUGGUCUUCUGAACUUCAUUCUACAUACAAUCAACUUCUGGAAUAUGAAAGUUUUUUGCGUUUGUUUCCUGUAGAGGUUGCUAACUCUAUAGCCACCAGUACUGUAAUGAGUGUGAAGUGUGAUUGUUCAUGUACUCUUCUGUCAUCGUCUGGUGAUGUAGUACCUGCCAAUACCGAUGCAACACAUGAUGGUUCUGUUUCUCAUCGAAGCGAAUCUAUAUCUCUUCCCCAAAAUGUUUCUUCAGCACCGAAUCCGCGUUCAUCUUUUUCUGGUCAGACUUCCGUAGUACGUUUUGAUUCUCCAGAUGAACUGCGUUGGGUUAUGCACGCUAUCACUUACGGACUGACUAUGUCAUCUGAAAAUUGGGACGUCAUCAAACACAGUGCACAUAUUUACUGCUAUUGGAUCAGAUGUCUUAAUUCUUCAAUACGCUCCACACAAUCAGGGAAUUCGAACUCACCAAUUCCGUUGAUUCUACAAAAGGAGCCACAACGUUUCUUAAAGUCCCUUUUGUUCUCCCUUACUUAUUAUUUCCUUCCACGUGAUCCAGAACCAUUAAGUGAUCAGCCUAAGUUAAUGUUUUCAACCCUUGGUCGAAGUUUAGCACCUCCACAGUAUUUGACUAGUGCCGACUCAUCAGAAGCUCCAUCUUCUUUUACAGUGAUCGAGUCAACACACUUAUCAGCGUUGCUAAAUAAGCAGUUAGACAUUAUAAAACUGGUGGCUGCUGCAGUCGAAGAAUUAUGCUCAGUACCGACUCAGUUAACAUCUGACUCCUGGGAUUGUAUAUUGCGGUUUUGUCUGAUCAUAUGUCAUGCUAUUCUGUCACCACCUUUACAUUUACCAUCAGGAUUAAUCCAGUCAUCUACUGGGGCUUCUCAGAUGACCAAUACUUUUAUUUCGGGAUCAGGAUCUGUUGGUGGACCUAAUUCUAUGGCUCUUUUGUCAAAUCAUUCCAGUUCUUCAGAUGUUAGGGGCACCAAGGAUUCAGCUACCUUAUUUGACGUCAUAUCAGACUGCGUUUCCAACUUACUAUUCAGUACUUGGUUAAAAGCUUGUACUCAUUGUUUUCCUAAACCACAACUCUGGGUCGCAUUUAGAGAGUGCGCAAGAGUAUGGCGACAUCAUAAUGCGUUUAUUAAACAGUGGUCUCGUGUUUCCGUGGCAUUAUCCGCUACUUUACUUGGUAUACUAAAUAAACCUACUAACUUAAACGCUUAUGCUUCUUUCAUUCAAUUAAUUCCAUCUGAUCUACCUGAUGGAAAUGCUAAAGAAUCUUGGAUUCGUAUGUUAUAUUUGAUCGACAAUCCAGUAGAUCUUAGUCAUGAACGUUUAAUAUGUAAUACACCGAUUUUUGAAGAAUAUAAGAAAUACAAUUGCAAUGAUAGAAUUCGAUGGACAUCUGUUUAUUUCCCUUAUCUAUAUCAUCAAGCCCUACGUGGUCUGUCAAUGAUCGUGGAUGGAUUUUUGGGUAUUCAGCCAAGUCUUACAGUUGGUAUUGAUCCAUUUGUUGGUGUAAUUCCAGAACUUUAUGGUCCUAUCGGUCGAUUAUUUCAAAGUUACCCUUCAUUUCAUAAGUACACAGAUACACAAAGCGUGAACAAUGAUGAUGAAGUGAGGAAAGCCCUUAUGACGGGUUUUUCAAAUAUUCAAGGUGGAACACGAUUGGCUGCUGGUAGUUUUUCUACAGAAAAAGCAACUAGAAAAUCUAGAUUAGCAAGCGUCGUCACGUCUGCUGGUAUUCUUGCUUCCGCUGGAACUUCUGGAGGUUCGAAAUCUGGGUUGGCUCCAUUUAAUAGUACUUCAGUACAUAUUCCUCAUACCAAUAGUAGUUCGUUAACUCCUAUUGAAAUUAAUGCUUCUUUGACAAAUGCUUUUCAACAGUCACAAACUCCUAGUUCACAAGCAUCUUUGCAGUUAUCAAAUGCUUCAACAAGUGGACAGUCAGUUAAUCAAAAAUUAGGAAAUAUUCCCCCUAUAUUGUCUUUAGUUAAUAGAAAUCUACAGGUCGACCAUUUACAGAAUUUAGCUACAAAUUGGUUAUCAACCUAUUCUCAAAUUAUCUUAAAUCCUCAAAGACCAGAAAUAAACUCAUUGUUACAACUAUUUGGUGCUUGGCUUUUUGAAGCAUCAGUAUCAGGAGUUAAACAAGAUUUAAGUGUUACUGUGAUCAGUCAUCGAGCUACAUUAAUUGAUAGUAAUCGUUUUCUAGUUGGUCGUGCUGAAGCCCUUGGAACACUAUGUCGAAUAAUGAUCUACGCUCAACGUGGUCGUUUAGCAGAGGAAUAUCUUACACGAUUUUAUUUAUGUCUUUAUUAUGCAUUGGUUGUUGAUCCAACGGUUAAAAAUGAUUAUAUUUUAUGUUUAGUGUUAUUCUAUUCAAUUGAUUUACUUCGUGUUGAUUUACCCGGUAUCAAUAUCUUGAUACCACGUAUAUAUGGUGCUUGUCAGCAUGUUUUAAAAGAAGAAAUUAACAUGAAACCUGAAUUUUUAUCGCCAACCUUGGUUCAACGUGCAGCUAUACAUCAGCUUAUGUCAAUGGUAUGUAUUCCUAUUCAAUUUAAAGGCGCACAUCUAAAACCUUUGAUUCCUUUGAUGUCUAAUGAGGAUAAUCCAUGUUCAUUGAAUGAUAUAAAAAAUAUGAUGGUUAAUAUUUUAUGUGAUACGUUGAGUAGUACAGAAGAUCCGGUAAAUUUUCAAUUGUUAUUAAGUGUGGCGUUGGCUUUAAUUGAAGACAUGUCAGCUGAUGAGAUGCAGUCAUCUAAUAUUCGAACCGACCCUGGCAAAUCUCACACAACAUCUAGUUUCUUCAAUAUUCUGACACCACUGCUUUGUGGUAAUUUAGUAUAUAAGUGGAAAAAUGAUUCAUCAGUUAUGCUUUAUUUAUUAGAAAUCAUCUCUGGUUUAUCUAGUGUACAUGUUACACCAGUUGAUCCAUCUACUUAUAGACAUACCGUCCGAUCAAUAUGUGAAUUUAUUACAAAUCAAUGUAACCGUGAAAAAAAAGACCAUAAAAGGCAGCUACAUAGUAUUAUUGUUGCUGCGUAUUAUUGUUUAUCUUCAUGGAUUGUACAACAUGUGAAUUUAUUAUUAUCUGAUCGAGAAUGUGUAUGGACUAUAUUAGAAACAAUUGAAUUGGGUAUUUGUGGUGCUAAGUCUUCAAAUAAACAGGCAAAAAAUGAGCCCCCUACUACUAUUCUCAAAGGUCAAAAACCUUUAGUUCCAUCCUCAAAACGUGUUUGUGAUGCGGCUGAGGCUUGUCUGUCAAAUUUAAUGUCAGUAGCUGGAUCUUUUCCUGGACCAUUCGGGACCGAUACAACAUGUUCUCAAUUAGCAGAAGAUAACAUUUUGAAAUUGAUUAUAGAUGAAGAGUCGAAUUCAUCUAAGGGUCGGUCAGAAUUUCACUAUUUCUGGUCCGAACCCAAUUUAAUAAUUGGAUUGUGCGAAUUCCCUACGAACUCGUUUAAAUCAACCAUAAAACCAAAAAUUGAUUGUUCAAAAGAUGGACCAGCUGCAAUUUUAAUUAUUCGAGGACCAUUUGGACGUCAUGUUUGGAUAACGCAUAUGCGUCUUUCACCAUUGUUGGGAAACGACUCAAAUUCUCAGUCAAAUUAUUCGGAUCAAAAACAAGAAGUAGUAAUUAAUCGUCCUAAACCUUGGGGUUGUUUUCUUGACAGACUUAUCACCACAGUAACCAACAAUGAAAAUGUUCCUGCUUUAAAUUUUCCACAAUCGAUAUCCGAUAUUCCACUUGUUGAAGCUGAUCAUAUAAUACCUUCGCUGGAUGAAGUUGGUAGUGAACUUGGAAGUAAUGUUAGACAAGAAAUUAAUGUAUUCAAGAAAUUAAUAACCACACAUGCUUCGUUAGCAAAGGAAGUCGGAUUACGUUGUGUCCAAGAAAAAAUUAAUGCACCUUAUCCUGAUCCAAUCACAGAAGCACAAGCACCAAUUCCCGUUGUUAGUUUUCACCCAAUACGUUUAUUACUAACGCAUUUGGGCUAUUUAUCAAUCGGACCUUCUCAAAUGCCCCAGUCAUUAUGGCCACGUCCAGAGUUAAAACGUGAUACCCAAUCAGGUGAACGUCUUGGUCUUGGGAAUCGACAAAGUCCAUCUUUAACAGCUAAUCGUAUCAUACAGGGGCUUUCGUCUACUUUGCCGUCGAAUAGUACUGAAGACGAACUAUUGCCCUUAUUUCCAUUCGACGUGGAAAAUCCAGAUUUUGCUGAUAUAUUAACAAAUCUCGACCAUAUGCCGACCAGAACAGGUGAUACGCUUUUGGUUUUUUAUGUUGCUGCUGGUCAGUCAAAAGUUGGUGAUAUUCUUGCGAAUAUGAUGACAUGAUGCAAAUGUUCGUGAACUAUUCUGUAUGGACAGUGGGAGUAAGUUUAAUUAACUACACCUAACAACUCGAUAUUGCAUACUUAUUACGUUUGUUAUCCCUCGUUGAGCAUAGACUGUUGACCGGCAACCUCGAAUCAACUCUCCUGGGUUCUGCUUCCCAGUUAUUGUCAAGUGUUAUUCAUUCUUUCAAAGUCCGCCUUCUAUUCCCAGCACAAUGUGUUCUCUGGUCUACGUAUGCCUGAACACCGAUUACCACGAAGUGCAAUGCUAUCCGGUAUUGGAAAUGGUUGGAAGAAAGUUAGGGGCGGCCAAACCAAAACGUGGCAUCAGUUCUUGAAGUCACUAACUUCUAGUCUGAGCCAUGUUGGUAGAUGCAGACUACUUGGUUGUGGUCCGCGUGACUGUCGUAACCAAUGGUUGAAGACUCUUGGUGACAUGGCUCAGAAUCGCUCACAAUGGCGUAGUUGUAUACACUCUCUGUCUUCCCUUAAACUAAGAGAUUAAAAUCACUUCAUAUCUUUCUUUCUACGAACCAAUUCUUUCUUCCUGUACUGUAUCCUUAUAUGCAAUCUUUCUCUUAUAUAUUACCACCAUUGACUUAACCACUCCUAUGAAUCCGGUGUCCAUCUUGUUGUGCUAAUGAGGUAUGUGUUGGGAUAUUCAGAAAAAUAUACCAAUAAUUAUCCUGUUAAGUCUAAUGGUGUCCUUGGACUUUAAAUGGACAUUUCCUAUUGGUCAAUGUUUAUUUCACUUGUCAAAUAUUGUUUCUAUUUUAUGGUACGAUGUGGUCUGCCUUAUUGGUAUAUAAACAGAGUAUGUUUGAAAUAUAACGAUUCAUAUCUCAGAAGCUGAGACUUGCGUUUUGGACUCAACUGGCUGGGCUAGACAGGGAAGCAGGGCCAAUCAGGACUCUAGGUCGUUCUUACGUGUCAUUGAUCCGAUCGAUAAUACGCUGCGCAUCUAAUCUGCAGUCACAAGUCAUAACAGUAUGGCAACUUGGACCGAUGCGUAUAUGUGCCUGGUCCUACGUUGUAGCUGACUGACUGAAGGUUUACCUCGUGACCCAGUUUGAUAAUUCCCACAAUGUGUAUCCUAUUCUUAACUUCCUGGUUUGUUCUCUGCAACAGUAGGUAUCUGGCGAAGACAACUGUUUAUAGAUGGCUGUACUCUUUUGAUGAUCGUUGUAGUAGGUCUCCACGUUUCAGUUCCGUACAACAGAACAACAUUGAUGUUUGUACUGAAAAUUACGACUUUCACACUUCGACGUAGAGAGAAAAAAAUAGAUCUCUACCAAAAUAACUUAUACUGCUUCAACAAACCUUACUCGAAAGAUUGUCAUGUGAAUAUUUGGUGUGGAAAUUUUGAAAAACAAAAAAAUAAUAUGACGCACUAAGAUAAUGGUAAAUUGGUUAAGGUAAACCGAUAGGAAUGCAAUAGAAAAUAAUCAGAUUAUAAUAGAUUGUUAUUCCAUAGGGAUUCAAGAAAGUGAAGAUUUACUAAAAGCAUAUUAAUGAUUAAAGGUGGAUUAGAUGAAAUUUCUAAUAAUUACUAUUAGCUUUAAAACAAGUAUUGAGAUAUCAAAGCCAGUUUCUUCAACACACUUCCCAGUCCACUUGUGGUGCGUUCUACUUAUAUUGACGUAAGUAGUAUAUGACGCGAGUUAAAAACCUUAUGUAUGGUAGCAGAAGAUGGGGGAAGAUCAAGAAAGGAAGAGCGAGAACACAAUGCAAUUUGUAAGAAAACGCAUGAACAAUGAAAUGUGAGACAAUGGGUUGGUGUUUGCAACAGGGACAGUCCAGGUUGAUAUGAUGGAUUAAUAUUUUGCAAAUUAACGAUUUACUGUAUGGUUUUUCUAUUUUACCAAAUAACUCUGUAAUUGUGUGCUAUAUACAAUUCGAUUGUCCCCACCCAUGUUCUGUUCACUACACACUUAGUUUUAUAUGAAUUAUUUUUAAUCAGAAAUGAAACUGAAACUAAUACGUAUCAUUCAAAUGCUUAAGAUAAACGAUAAUAUCUUUUGUCGAAAUAUUUAAUUAAUUAAAUUAUUCACAAACAUGUUAUCGCUCGAUUUAAAAUCGUUGUUGCAGUUAUUCCUGAUUGUCGGGUUUUCAAAUGAGAACAAACCCGAGCUAAUAGCUAAAGGAAAACCUAUAUUUAUAUGAGAGGAUAUAAGUCUCCAAGUCAAACAAAAUAAUUUCUGAAAAAUAAAUGUCCUAUUAAAUUUAUAUAAUAGUUAUCACACUUACUAUAUAAUAUACCAAGUUUUUGAUUUAAUCAAAUAAAUGUUAUUGUCAUUGCUAAGUCUCUUUAUUCAGCCUAGUAUUUUUGGACACUUCCGUUCACUCGACCAGUUGUCAAACUAAAACAAGACUUGGACAGGGACGUAAAUUACAUUCCGAACAAAACAAGGUAAUAGAAUGUCGAUGUAUUUACAAACUUUACACAGGAAUAUUUGAGAAUUCUCUCAGCUCAUCCCUUAACGCUGAUUGGGUGAAAGUGAUCCGAUCAGCGCGCUCUACUGUAGCAUGCUCUGGUUAAGUUUCUGGUCUGAUAACAGCAAUGUAAUUACACAGUAUUGGCAUUUGUUCAUCAUUUAAUUUUGAAUCUUGUACAUAUAUGACUUCUACAUAACUUACUCCACGAAAGUAUAUUUUACAUUCCAUAAAUGUUUAGACAGUUUUUCAGUAAUUUUGAUUUGUGAAUAAUUUUUUAUUACGUUUGAUCAUUAAUACUGGAUUUCCACCUACCUAGUUCUGUUUAUGUACGUAAUUUUUUUAUUUGCUAAACAGAAUAUUUGGUCAAGACUACCUGAAGCAUUUCAUCAAUUCUUAAGUGGUAUCGGCUGUAUCAAAGAUAUUUCUGAUCAUUCAGGUUGGACAGGGAACCUUCAAACUAGCUAUCGUACAUCAAAUGGAUACUUGGUGACGGGUCACUGUAAUCAGACGAAAAAUAUACAUGCUGACCACUGUCCGGAUGGUAUUCAAUCAAUUAUAUACUAUGCUGAUGCAAUAACAGAAUUAGCAUGCAUUUGUCCCACUAAUCAAUUUUAUGGAAAUGAAGAGAAUUCUGACUCAAACCUUUCGUUAAAGAGUACACGUUAUCGCACUGCUAGCGAAAUCAUAACUAACAUCACUCGUGGGACAAGUCAAAGUGCAGUAGGCAUGGGAGAAGUUGGGGCGGACCCGACUGGAGGUCGAGUGGCAGUUGUAUGGCUCGAACGAUGGGAAGAUGGACCUAUGCACUAUGAACCAGGAGUUGGGACGAACAUCCAGAAUAUGACGAGCAAGAAUUUUGACUGCCCUGUCACAAUUUAUGUUCAUCCUUUAAGUUCCGGAUUAUGCAGAGUUGGCAUUAUGCGUCUUCAAGGACGAACAUUUGAAGCUGGUCCAUUACAGAAUGGAUCUGUAUUAAGUCAGCGUUGUCUUAGUAGUUUUGUAAGACAAACUGUAAUAAACUUAUCACGACGACGUCGUUUGGCUUCCGACUCAUUUCAACCUCCUCAUGUUCGACGAAGCCAUGAAUUGUUCAGAUUGGCAGAAGCAAACCGUAAAAUUGUUCGAGUUCAGCCAUCAUCAUCUGGCAAUAAAACCAAUACAUACUCUUGUAACACAGCGAAUAUUGUGCGUAGUCUUUUUUCUAGACAAACUCAAAUUCAUUCUAGCUAAAGCUUUUCAUAUUUUAACUGUAAUAUCCACUAUUGUUGUGAACAAGGAUUCCUUCAUAUUUACAUAUCAAACAGAAUGUUUUUUUUCUUUUUAUUUUCAUACUUCCUAAUCUUACGUAUUUAACAUGUAACUAAAUAUACUUUUACAUUU
Schistosoma bovis is the source of this 9288-nucleotide messenger RNA. Lineage: Eukaryota; Metazoa; Platyhelminthes; Trematoda; Strigeidida; Schistosomatidae. The record is from the annotation of a GenBank genome assembly.